Molecule: messenger RNA, 1509 nt
Organism: Musa acuminata subsp. malaccensis (wild Malaysian banana)
Lineage: Eukaryota; Viridiplantae; Streptophyta; Magnoliopsida; Zingiberales; Musaceae
Source: RefSeq, a predicted model, not a curated record
AUGGAGGCUUGCGGCCACUCCCUCCUUUUCCUCUUUCUCCUGCUUUGUUUCUCUUCCCUCUCUUAUGUUUUUUCAGCCCUCUCUAAUGUCGAGGCUGCCUCCAUCAUACACCGUCAGCUUCUGGCCCUCUCGAAGAAGGAAGACCUUUCCGACGACUUUGAGAUCGACGUCAACAUCGCCAAUCCCCGCCUCCAUCGCGCCUACAUUGCUUUGAGGGCAUGGAAAAAGGCCAUGUACUCUGACCCCUACAACUUUACCGAUAACUGGAUCGGUCCCGACGUGUGCAGUUAUCAUGGUGUCUUCUGCACCACAGCACCUGAUGACCCCUCAAUCAAUGUCGUUGCCGGGGUUGACCUUAACAGUGCCGAUAUUGCCGGGUACCUCCCUGCAGAGCUUGGCCAUUUGACCGAUGCCGCCCUCCUCCACAUCAACUCCAAUCGCUUCUGCGGCAUCAUCCCCCAAAACAUCUCUCAUCUCAAACUCCUCUAUGAGUUCGAUGUUAGUAACAAUCGCUUCGUCGGCCCGUUCCCGGACGUUGUCCUUCGCCUACCAUCGCUUAAGUACCUCGACCUUCGGUUCAAUGACUUCGAAGGAGCAUUGCCGUCGGCACUCUUCGAUAAGGAGCUCGACGCUAUAUUCUUGAAUGACAACCAUUUCAGCUCUCAAAUGCCUUAUAAUUUUGGCAACUCCAAAGCCUCCGUCAUCGUCAUCGCCAACAACAAGAUCCGUGGCUGCAUUCCAAAUAGCAUCGGCAAGAUGGCGGCCACCCUCAACGAGCUUGUUCUGAUGAACAAUGUGCUUAGUGGAUGUUUGCCGCCGGAGAUUGGGCUGUUGAGAAAUGCGACGGUGGUGGACUUGAGCUGGAACUCUUUCGCUGGCGUGCUGUCGAAGAGCUUGGAGGGUCUGACGAAGGUGGAGCAGUUGGACGUGUCGCACAACAUGCUGACGGGCGUCGUCCCGGGGACGCUCUGCCGGAUGCCGAACCUCGUCAACUUCCACUUCUCGUACAACUUCUUCAAGGGCGAGGCGGAGGAGUGCGUGCCGAUGUCGACCAAGUCCACGGCGGUGGUCGAAGACAAGAGCAAUUGCCUGGCGGAUAGACCAGCACAGAAAUCCGCGAAGAUGUGUGCCCCGGUGGUGAGCCGCCCGGUCGAUUGCGGUCGCUCCAAAUGCGGGUCGUCUUCUCCGGUGAAACCGGUUCCAAAACCAUCCCCGGAGCCAUCGACCCCUCCAAGACCGCCACCGUCUCCUCCACAACCUCCACCGGUCCGCUCUCCACCACCUCCUUCGGUCCAUUCACCACCACCGCCGGUCCACUCUCUACCUCCUCCCGUUUAUUCACCACCAUCUCCAUCGUUCAAUUCACCACCACGUCCAAUUCACUCUCCUCCGCCUCCUGGCCACCACCACUCACUACCACCGCUACCUUCUCACUCCGAAGCCGUACCACCGAUAGGGGGAUUGAGCUAUGCGUCUCCACCUCCACCCUUCUACCCAGGAUACAAUUGA